This is a messenger RNA of Meyerozyma guilliermondii ATCC 6260, 648 nucleotides long. Its product is annotated as kinetochore-associated Ndc80 complex subunit. Bases 1 to 648 code for a protein of 215 amino acids. Lineage: Eukaryota; Fungi; Ascomycota; Pichiomycetes; Serinales; Debaryomycetaceae. The transcript has a single exon. The record is from RefSeq and is a predicted model, not a curated record.
AUGUUUGACGAAAGUCCGGGAAAGUUGGUCCAGGAGUCCAUCGAAGGAUUUGAGAUCGAGGGAGAUCUCUACUCGAUAAACCGUAUAGAAAGAUCUAUUGCGGAAACAAAAUUACUUCGAACAGGAGCCAUUGAAACCCACGAAAAUCGCAUAAAACAACUCGAACAUCAACAUGAAACGCUACUCAAUGAGGUUAGGUUGCUCACCAAAGUAUCGGGAAUCAACCGAGAUACGUUGAACCUGUUGGGAACAGAAAAGUUGCCGGAAAUUUCCGAAGACAAUAUUUUUGCUGCUAUGAAUCGGAAAUCGUAUGAACUCGAUAAAUUGAAAUUGACGUUUGCAAAAACACUCAAUGAUCUCGAGAGCCAGUUGAAUUCGAUGCGAAUACAGAAAAGUAGCUUGGACCAUUCUCAUACCAAAUUGUUGCAGGAAAUGGAUGAUAUUGUCAGUGAGAACGUGAUGAAUAAUCCUGAUUCCAGAGUCAUGAAGAUCAAUAUCUACAAGAGCCUCGGAGUGUCAAUCGAACAGAGCGGAGCAGGAGACAAGAUUUUCCUUUAUAACAAGGAAACUGAUGUUUCUAGUGUGCUUGAUGUAUCGGACAAGUACAGUGAUUACUUUAUCACGAACCACAUAUGGGACCGGUUGUGA